AUGGGUGACUUUAACUCUGUCCUAUAUUCUGGUGAUAUAAUCACUGGCAAUGCUGUCACUAACACAGAAACUGUUGACUUUGAAAACUGCUUGGGCCAGACUGAUCUCACAGAACUCAAAAGCUAUGGGCAUUAUUAUUCUUGGUAUAAGGGGCAUGAGGUUCUAAGAAUUAGUUCAAGAAUUGAUAGGGGUUUUGGCAAUCAUACUCCACUGGUGAUGAGUUACAAGGUGAAUAUGAAGAAAGGAGGUAGACCCUUUAAAAUUUUCAAUUAUAUGGCAGAUCAUCCACAUUUUAUGCAAGCUGUUCAAAAAGGAUGGGAGGAUAAUCAAGCAACUUCAGCAAUGCAGACUGUCUGGAAUAAGCUUAAAGCUGUUAAAGUAGAGUUCAAGGCUUUACACAAACAAGAUUUUGCUCAAUUGGAAAAUAAAAUUGAGAUGUGCAGAAGAGAUUUGGAUGUGGCUCAGUCUACAAGUAUCUCUAAUCCUGAUGAUACUGUUGCUCAAGAAGCUGAGAAAGAGUGUGUGGAAAAGCUCAAUGCCAUGAAGGAGAGGUAUGCCAUAAACAGUAUUGAUACAUUAUAUGAUGAUCAUGGUACAAAGAUGACAACUGAUACUGAAAUUCAAGCUGAAAUCAAAAAAUUCUAUGAGAAGCUGAUUGGUACUGCUGCAACUUCUCUAACUGGUAUUGAUGUACCUAUUGUUAGACAUGGGAUCCAACUGAGUGUUGAUGAUGCAGAGUCUCUUUUUGUUCCAGUUUCUGAUUUGGAGAUUGAUACUGCUAUUAAGGGAAUCAAUGUGAAUAAGGCACCUGGUUUAGAUGGCUUUAAUAGUUUCUUUUUUCAUAAAACUUGGAGUAUUGUAAAGGCUGAUAUCUACAAUGCAGUUAGAGAAUUCUUUGACACUGGUGUUCUUCCGAAGCCAAUAAAUAAUACUGUAGUGACUUUGAUCCCAAAGAUCCAGAAUGCCUCUAAUGUGAAAGACUCCAGGCCCAUAGCUUGUUGCUCAGUGGUUUAUAAGAUUAUUUCAAAAAAUUUGACAGCAAGAAUGCAAGGUGUAAUUGGGAAAGUGGUGCAUUGUGCUUAG
Molecule: messenger RNA, 1083 nt
Organism: Spinacia oleracea (spinach)
Lineage: Eukaryota; Viridiplantae; Streptophyta; Magnoliopsida; Caryophyllales; Amaranthaceae
Exons: 3
Coding region: 1-1083 (360 amino acids)
Source: RefSeq, a predicted model, not a curated record